This is a messenger RNA of Seriola aureovittata, 1632 nucleotides long. RefSeq names its product gastrotropin-like. The transcript is spliced from 4 exons. The record is from RefSeq and is a predicted model, not a curated record. Bases 993 to 1370 code for a protein of 125 amino acids. Gene Ontology annotation, molecular function: fatty acid binding. Gene Ontology annotation, cellular component: nucleus; cytosol. Gene Ontology annotation, biological process: fatty acid transport. Lineage: Eukaryota; Metazoa; Chordata; Actinopteri; Carangiformes; Carangidae.
UUUUAAUAAAUAAAAAAAGCUUUAAUAUUUCAUUUUAUGUUUUUCUUAUGUUUAUAUUUUUGUUUAUUUAUGUUACCAUUUCAUGUAUACCUCUUAAAUCAUCUUCUCACCAUGAUCCGUCUGAUAUUUCAUUGACACUUGUAGUAUGAUUAGUCAACUUUGCUUAAUUUGAACAGGGCACUUUUUUUUUCAAACUUUUAGUUAUACCUCUCCAACAUGUGCUACAUAAACACUUUCUAAAUCCUGAAGCUGGCAGCUGUACUGUCAUGACUUACCAAAUAAUAUAUUAAUCAUAAAAAUAAUCAUCAGAAUAAGCAAUGAUAAAAAAUAAUCAUUAGUUGCAGCCCUGCAAGACUGACAGACAGGAGAACUGUGUCAAAUCACUCAAACAUUAACUGCUCAGCACAUGCUGUAAUUUAACUCAUGGUGGCCUGGUGUACUGGUUGAGGUUUGUUUUCUCCUCAGAUAGUUUGGGUCUUUGUUCAGUUAGUUCAGGCAGUUCAUUAAAUACCAUAACUUCAGUACAUGGAAGGUUAUUUUCUACUUUAAAGUUGGAAAUCAGCGCCGAACCUUAGAGAUAGAAAGAAAAAAGAUUACAAAAAGCCGAAAAUACCUAGAUGACCUCCACUAAAAGGGUGUUGGUAACAUGUACAAAGACAGCCUGUAUUUUAUCUUCUGAGCAUCACUACACCAUACAUGUUCAAACUUGUGAACCGAACACAUGGCAGAAGUGCUGGAAAAACUUGAUACUGAAAGGAGCAGGGAAAUAUUUGUGAUUUUAACACUGUAGCUUAAAACUAUGUGACAAAUUGUCUUGGAAAAACACGUCUGACAUUUCUGACACGUGGGGAGGACACUUGGUGAAGUACAGUAUGUGAGAGAGGAAAGGUAGAGGCAGGCUUGGCAGCAUUUCAAAACUACCAGUAAGAGAGUGGCAGGCCACUCCUCUCUUUUUAUUAGACUCCUUUCCUUAACUCUUCUCUUUCACCAUCAUGGCUUUCACUGGGAAAUAUGAGCUGGAGAGUCAAGAGAACUAUGAAGAGUUCCUGGAAGAAAUUGGGCUUCUCAAUGCCAAGACAGACCACAAAGUGGUAACAGAGGUUCUUCAGGAUGGGGACAGCGUCACCUGGACCCAAACCAUCCCCAACUUCACCUGGUCCAAUAAGUUCACCGUUGGCCAGGAAUGUGAGCUGGCAACAAUGAUGGGCUCCAAAUUCAAGACCACUGUCACCAUGGAGGGCGGCAAGAUUUCAAUACAAUUUCCUCAGUACCACUUCACAGCAGAGAUCGUUGAAGAUAAGCUGAUAAUGAAUUGCAUAACUCCAGGAGAGAAGGGUGUGACCUUCAAAAGAGUUAGCAAACGGAUCUAAUGCUGCGAGACUCAACAUGCUUCACUGGAAAAGAGACUGCGGGAGGUUAAACACAUCAUGAAAAUGCUUCCCCCAGGCACUGAACCAAGGAGAAUAACUUGACCAUCUACAAUGAGGAGCAAGCAGUGUUUUCCUGUUGAUACUUUCAAUUUUAACUGGAAAAACUAGACUGUGCUAUGUACUGUAUUUCUACAUGGAUGAAAUAGUUCACCUGUAGCAGUUUUCAUGCUUGAACAAAUAAAAAUGACAUUGAUUGAUGAUA